AUGCAGCAAACACCACCACAUGCGGCGGCAACGCCGGAGUCGAAAGAAUCAUCGACCGAAGCACCCCCCAAACAGGUGGCGCAGGCGAUGGACCGACUGGCCCACGCUGGCCGACUCAUCGCCGAUAUCAGACUUGGCGCUGAUCGCCUUCUCGAAGCUCUCUUUGUCUCCGCACAGCCUCACCAGUCUUCCAAACCCUUGCAGUUGAUAGUUAAAGAAGAAGCCUCUAUGCGUCAGUGCCUCCAAGACCUCCGUACCGUCGACAAUCAGUGUAACGCGUUUCUGCAAUAUACUGAUGCGACAAGCAUGUCAAUGCUGAUUUGUUGGUUUAGGGUUUUAAGUAUAAUCUGA
Molecule: messenger RNA, 351 nt
Organism: Ilex paraguariensis (yerba mate)
Lineage: Eukaryota; Viridiplantae; Streptophyta; Magnoliopsida; Aquifoliales; Aquifoliaceae
Source: the annotation of a GenBank genome assembly